Durusdinium trenchii is the source of this 1678-nucleotide messenger RNA. The record is from the annotation of a GenBank genome assembly. Lineage: Eukaryota; Dinophyceae; Suessiales; Symbiodiniaceae.
AGGCGGCGAGCGAUGGGCUGGUGCGGACGGAGUGCAGCAGCGCGCAGCUCAUGAACACCACGCUGAGUGGGAAAGAGAAGCCGAGGUGGAAGCGCAGCUUUCGGGCGAAAAGCUUCAGGAGCUGCGCAGUAGCAUGACGGCUUUCAGUGAGCCGAUCCAAACCUUCAAGGAGACGCUGGGUGGGUUCUUUCGACCAUUGAUUGAAGCCGAUGUGCUGGAUGUGGCCAGAGAGCAGAUGGACACGGCUGGAAUGGCCGUUGCAGCAAGUUUUGCUGCCUUGGCAUUACUGCUGAAUCUUUGUGGAAUCCUUUCUGUCCUUUGCUGGUGUUGUUCUGGCCAAGGCAACCCCAAAGCCAGAGUUCAUCGCUGUGCCUGCUGUACUUGGUGCUGCGGCUGCUGGUACCUCUUCUUGGCGUUUUUGGUCGGUGGCUUGCUGAACGUGGUCACCGUUCCCUUGGCCAGCUUUUGUUUGAUCCUCGACGACUUGGAUGGUGAUUUGCUCAUGGAUAUCUCUGCCAUGGCGAAUGUCAAUCUCUCAGGUGCUGUGGGGAGUGUCGCCAUUGACCUGGUGGAGAACUGUGUGAAUCCUGACAUUCCAGGAAAUCCUGGCCUCAUGGACAUCCUCAAGACGCCCAGCAGCAAUGGGACCAUGGUGACCAUGAACGAGAAGAUUGUGGGCGAGGUGACGAGCCAAAUCACGCAGCAAUUCAACGCAUUGGGCUCCUCACAGAGUUCAGGAGUGGAAAGCCUGGGCGAUAGCAAUGCGAUAAAGAUGUUAAUUGAGACCAUCAGCAACUUCUCCAUCGAUUCUAUGAUGAUCCCCGUGGCUGACCAGAUAGCGCCCUAUGCUGGGAUGACCCUGGUGGAGGAGCUCAAUAUGUCUUUAUACACCUCGGGUGCAUGCACAGAUACUAUCGUCGAGGGGACCUCUUAUUAUGGCAUUGAGUCCUUUGCCACGAACCUCAGCAACUACUGUUGUCCAUCUGGCGCUCAAGUGGGUACCACUUGUGCCAAGUCGGUGGAUUGCACCGUUUGGGCGAACGCGCUACAAGAUCAAGCUUGCACAGCAGCCAAGAGCUAUAUGGAGAUCAAGCAGGCCCUGCGGACGGAAGUGACCUUCAAGUGCAAAGCUUUUCGAGGUUCCGAUGGAAGCAAGUGCACCAUCGAGAACAUGUUUGAGGUGAGUGGAAUCUACCAAAAUGAUUGUUUCGUGAAUGGAACCUUGGAAACCAUGGAGUACAACUGCAACCUGGAGGACUUUGCCACUCUGGUCACCAGUUUCUCGAAGCAGUUGAACCGAAGCGUGCAACGAUUGGAUGAAGUGACCGCGACAGUGCUGGCCAGCAUUGCGACCGACAUGAAGGCCUUGGUCGAGGAGAACUUGCUUCAGCCCAUUGAACAUGUGGUCGAGGGGGUCACGUGUGGCUUUAUGGCCACAAUGUAUCAGGACUUUGUCGACGGCAUGUGCUUCCGUGGCGUUUGGGGCUUCACUGCCAUCGUGGCCUCCUACGUGGCCAGUGCGGUGCUCACGAUCUUCCUGGUGAUCUUGGUGUAUUUUAUUUGGCGUUUUGCGCUUGAUAGUUAUGAGUUUGACAUGAAGCCUUUGCGGACUCCAGACCGUGAGUGAGCCUUUUUCUGAGCGAGCCUACCUGCAGAGAGGAGAGACAUCAAGAGGUAG